This is a messenger RNA of Pelodiscus sinensis (Chinese soft-shelled turtle), 6694 nucleotides long. NCBI's taxonomy places the organism in Eukaryota, Metazoa, Chordata, Testudines, Trionychidae. The record is from RefSeq and is a predicted model, not a curated record.
GCUUCUGCCCUAGCCCUGGGGCUGGUGGUGGUGUUCCUGGGGCUGCCCCCCUCUCCUGGUUGAUGCUCUUCGGCUCUCCAGGCCAGCCAGAGCCAAAUGGAUGCAAUUGCCAGCGGCAGCCUCAAGAGAAAGUUUGACGAUGUGGACGUGGGCUCGCCCGUCUCCAAUUCAGACGAUGAGAUCUCCAACAGCGACAGCGCCGACAGCUGCGACAGCCUCAACCCCCCGAGCACCAUGGGCUUCAUACCCACGUCCAUCUUGAAGCGGCAGAAGCAGCUGCGCAGGAAGAAUGUGCGUUUCGACCAGGUGACCGUGUACUACUUCGCCCGGCGCCAGGGCUUCACUAGCGUGCCCAGCCAAGGGGGCAGCUCCCUGGGCAUGGCCCAGCGCCACAACUCCGUCCGCAGGUACACGCUGUGCGAGUUCGCCCAAGAGCAGGAGGUGAAUCAUCGGGAGAUCCUCCGAGAGCACCUCAAGGAGGAGAAACUCCACGCCAAGAAGAUGAAGCUGACGAAGAACGGCACGGUGGAGUCGGAGGAGGCAGACGGCCUGACCCUGGAGGACGUGUCCGAUGACGACAUCGACGUGGAGAACGUGGAAGUGGACGACUAUUUCUUUCUGCAGCCUCUUCCCACCAAGCGGCGCCGAGCCCUGCUCCGGGCCUCCGGGGUUCACCGCAUCGACGCCGAGGAGAAACAGGAGCUGCGCGCCAUCCGCCUGUCCCGAGAGGAGUGCGGCUGCGACUGCCGCCUGUACUGCGAUCCUGAAGCCUGCGCCUGCAGCCAAGCGGGGAUUAAAUGCCAGGUGGAUCGCAUGUCCUUCCCGUGCGGCUGCUCCAGGGACGUUGGGCGCAUCGAAUUUAACCCCAUCCGGGUGCGGACUCACUAUCUCCACACCAUCAUGAAGCUUGAGCUGGAGAACAAGCGGCAGGUGAGCCGGCCCCAAGCCCUGGAGGACGAGUCGCUGCACAGCUCCGGCAGCGACUGGCUGGGGACGCCGCCCUCGGAGACACAAGACUUCCAGGAGUUCAUGGCGGAGAACGAGACGGCCGUCAUGCACCUGCAGACGGCGGAGGAGCUGGAGAGGCUGAAGGCUGAGGAAGACUCCAGCGGCUCCAACAUCGAGAGCUUAGGCGUGUGCAUCCUCGAGGAGCCUUUGGCCGUGCCCGAGGGGCUGUGCCCAGGCCUGCCCACGCCUAUCCUCAUUCAAGCCCAGCUCCCUCCCGGCUCAUCUGUCCUGUGCUUCACGGACAGCCCUGAGCAGGCAACCUCAGCUGGGGGCGACCAGUCCUACUUGAACAAUGGGCCGGUGGUCUACUACCAGGUGGACCAAAGGUCCGUGCUGGGGGUGAAGGGCGAGAGCAGCACGGAGGAGCCGGAGACGCCCUCUCCUUACACCACCGAGAAGGAUCUGAGCGUCUUCUCCGUCCCCGUGGCCUCGCUGAUGCCUUGCAGCCGAGCUGCGGGCCCGAGCAAGACGGAGACUGGGACAGUAACCUCCUUGUCUGAGGAGUCCUCCCCGCCCCACGAGAGCUGCAGAGCAGCCGCGGCUCCGCCCUUCCGCACAAACGCUCCGGCGCCUGGACCGGAGCAGGUCCCAGAGAGAGUGUGUGAGCUGCCUCCCCCCGAGGAGCGCUCCCUGGGGCCCGCCCUGGCCGUGUGACCCGGCCCUGGCCCCUCGGAUGUCUAUUUAUUGACUGCUAUUUUAUGGAGUGACAGUAGCUGCUGAGAAUUAUUUAAUGGGUGUGGGGGGAGCCAGGCUGCUUUGUACAGAUGAUUUAAAAGGAAACCAAUGAAACCAAGCGCUUGUGGCAGUCCCUGGAGAGGCUCCCUCUUCGGAGGGGUGGGUGUUACUGCUAAGGCUGGAGGUGCUGCUCCGUGUGCCAGAGGAGGGGGGAGGCUCAGCUGAGCCCCCUCCAUUCGUGCCCCCCUGCCCCCACAGGGACCAUACUAUGUGAGUCUGUGUCUGUGUCCUAUAAGCAAUAGUGCGAAGCUCCCCUUCAAGCACUGGACUUGGCCUGCGGGGGGCGCCUUUCUGUGGCUGGUUCCCCCCCCCUCCCGAAAGUGUUUGUGUGACAGAGUCUCCAUCCUACGUCUCACUCCGGGCGCAACCGAAUAAUCCUGUCGUCUGCUUUGAUGUGGCCCUGUCUGGACGCGGCUCUCCACUCCCUCCCCGCCAGCGGCCCACGGACCCUAGAGAGCUCGGCCAGAUCAGCCCCCCUUGGGGCCUGGCUCCUCUUUCGGCAUGCCGCCAUUUUAGAAACCAGCGCCCGGCUUUGCGUUUCCUGCUUGUCUGUAGCUUUAUCUUGCCCCCCAGCACUGCACCACCUGCCUGGGGGGCUCAGUGGAACCCCUUUUUUCACUUGUUUUUUUUUUAAUGUGCUGAAUGUUUACUGGGCCAUACAGUGACCCAUCGCCUGUGACUGACACUAUAGCCCCCAUGCUGGGCUGUGGGCUCCCUUCCCCGGCAAACCCUUCGUGGACGUGGGCUGCUCCGGUGCAAUCCACCUGCUGUGUGGAAGUACGAAGGUCAAGGUCGGCUGCUGAAGAUGUAACCUGCCGGGGAGGGGGAUGCCUCCUGUUUGCUAAUCCUGUCAAUGGUUUGUUUGAAUUGCACAGGAAGGGGAGGGGGACGACCAAGCUGCCUGCCACCCAGGCACCUAAGAGCGCUCCUCUGUCCCUGCUCUGUCUAGCCCGGGGGCCAGAGGUUUGCAUGCAAUGAAAUUGCAGCCUUGGGUGCCUGGACAGAAAACGGCCCUUUGCCUGCUAGGGCUGCCUGUGACUGCAGCAGAGGUGGCGAAGGUGCAAUAUGUGAGUGGCAGGGAGGCACAAUCAGCAUUCGGAUAAGCUCCAGCACUUCCCCGGACGCCGGGGGAAAGGCAAAACCUUCUCAAAAUGACUCCAAUUCCUUCCUGACGGCCUGUCAGCCCUGCCUGCUGGGCAGGCCACGAGAGCACUUUCCUCCCUAGCCUCACAGGCACUUUCCUUCUGUGGCCGAAAGCUGGCCCAGAACCCCUUGAGCCCAAGGAGGACCCAGCCCGGACCCAGCUGUUCGUCGCUGCACUGAGCUUUCUGAAGGGCCAGGCCCCUGCACAACCGCAGCACUGAACUGCUAAGAGCAGCAAUGCUUUCCCCUUCUCUUUCAGCCUCCGGAGCCUGCCUGGCCACCGCAACCGGCUCGUCCAUUUCACUCCCCUCCGUUCCUUGAGCUUCCCUCCCCUAGUGAGUAGCUCCAGCGCUUGUUUGUGUUGGAAGAACACUCCGUGGUCCGUGGAGGGCGGCCCACGCUCACGCCUUGCUUGAUCUCUGGGCCGAAGAGAGCUGAGCCCACUCAUCUUGUUUUGGGGAUUAGCAUUUAACAUCCACUGGCCGGCAGCCUUCUUCCUGGCACAGUGAGCUAUGAGAAGUGAAUGUGUUCAGCAAAGUAGCCUUUCCUCACGAGUGUAGAGUAUGAACUGCCUCUCGCAUCAGCGGCCAGGUGCCCUUGGAGAUCGAGCGCCCCCCAUCACCUGCGCGCUGUGCCUGCGGCUGCAAGUGCCAGGACUGAGACGUGGACGAGAACAGCUCGUGCUGGUGCAGGGUUAGAUGGGCCGAGGGGGCUAAUGAAAUCACUACAUUCUCUAUUUCCAAGUUUUACACUUUGGUCCAAAAAGGUGGGUGUCGUAGAAUAGACGGGUAUGUCCGGCCCACCCCCAGGGCAGCUGUCUCAUCAAAAAUGGGCCCUUCACCUGGAUGCUGAAUCUUACACUUGAUGCAGCCACAGCUGGGCAGCAUCUGUAUACAACCCAAACGUCCGCCCUCCAGUUUUGUUGCCUUAAUGCUACAGCCAAUCCCCUUUCUCUGGGACAGCAAGAGGCAUAUGGGCUUCAAAAGCCACUCUUGCAGUAUGACAGCUGCGGAGCUUCUUGCUCUACUAAGCGCUUUGGCCGCACGACCCAGCAGAAUGUGCAUUGGCAGUUGGAAUUAACCAUUCACACUUUUUCCUGGCAGAUCCUUUGAAGCCUUUAGCAGGGAGAAUUCCCCCUCCAGCGUCCCAGGAUGGUGCUGCCAGUGCGUAAGGAAGAGGCUAGUUGAACCCACAGGUAAAGGCAAACACUUUGGAACCAACCAUGGAAUCCUUGGCCCUGGUGGGAGGAGGACGCCUUCCCCUUUGCAAUUAGCUGACCCAACUGUGUGUGGUGAUCAGGUGUUAAUUGUGGAUUGGCCCUUUGCCAGACUGAUGCUCUGUGCCCAUUAGGGCUUCGGGCUCAUGCUCUGCUCCUGGGAGAACCAGAGCAGCUCUCCUCUGUGAGGGAAAGAAAGCAAGGGGCUCUGGCUGGUCACGUUCCAUAAGCAAAAUCUUGGAUACUGAAGUACCCUUCUUGAUUUGUAUCCAAGCUCCAGAAACCGCUGCAACUGGCUGGGGCCUCUGGUGAUGGGCAGAAAUCCACAGGGUGACCCGAGGUGGGCGUCUUUAAAUGAGAUCACACAGUGAAUGAACCCUAACACAGCAGUUAGGACGGGGGCUCUUACAAAGCCGAGAACUCACGGGAUUUAUUCCGUCUUUGCAAAGAGCACUGUGUGGUGGAUGGUGCAAGGAGGGGUGCACUUUGGCCUUUUUCCUCCCCCCUCACUUUGACACUGAUGCUGGUACCACACUGUCUCCUAAAACAACACGUCAGUUAGCCAUGUGGUGAGCCCUGCCGCCCCGCAGUGAGCUAUGCCCCAGCUGAGACAUUUCGGUUCUAGCCCUGCUCUCCUUCCUAUUUAAAUAGUGACUUCGCUACUUCUAACUUCUGGUCUCUUCACACACUGUAUGCAGGUGGAAUUUUCAAUGUGAAUCCAAAGCUUGUCCGGUCCUCUGCCUCGGGGUUGUUUUUUUUUUUUGGGGGGGGGGGGCCUUUUCAGUUCUUUUCAUUGUGAUAAUGCUGUAUUUAAAGAGAAUAUUUAAGUGUAAAAAUAAAGAAAUGCUCAAACUUGCAUCAUGUGACGUGUGUUCUCAUCUCCAAGUGGAUGAAAGCAAGGUUUAAGAUAGUGCCUGGGGGGAGAUUACCUCUGAGCAGGGACUGUUUGACCCUAAUUGGAGCAGAUGUGCUCUGGUGGAAAUGAGAGCGCUCACUUCUCUUGGUAAGUCGCCCUGCCACGCCUCCAGGAACUGCACGCAGCGUGGUCAGUAGGUUUGUGCUGAAGGCCUGCUAAGUUUAUUUCCAGCUAAACAGGCUGUUUACUCCAACUGCAGAGUAACCUCUUCUGGUUGAUUAAUGGGACACAGUCUAUGAAAAUUAGGCUAGCGGGGCUUUUUGAUGCUAGGGAUUAGUCCCCCUAGAAGUAGCCUGCGGCUUUACAAUCUGAGAGCAGGGCUCCAGUCUCCACCCUCUUAGAGUUGCCCAGUGCUGGGAGACUAACUGGACGCUUCCACAGGUUCUCGUUUUAAAAAUGCACCAGAGCCCUUCCAUGAGCUGUUGUCUUUAAUGGAAUAUUUACGUAACAGUACCACAGACUGAAGACCAACGUUUCAUGCAUUUUACUGCCAUAAAUAACUUAAGACAUUAAAGUAACUUUUUAAACAUCUUAAACUCAACUUGCAGCCUCUGUCGUGAGGUGAAGCGCACAGGGAUGGAACUCCUGUGGCCCGAAUUCUGGCGCCCAAAUGCUCUCCCGCGGCAGGAAGUUUGGGUCUAAAAACCAACUGGGCAGGAAUGAAGCUGAGACUCUCCCCUCAACAAGCCAGUGCUGGGUAGCACUUAUUUCCAUGGCAACAGGCUCUAGGCCAGUGGUUCCAGAGAGGGACACCAAGGGGCAUGUAUACGAAUUGGUCUGCGCCUCAGGCUAACUUAGAGGGGCCAAGUCUAACAGGUGCCAGUCUCUUCCCAGAGAGGAAAGGCCACAGUUCGAGCAUUAACGGGGCACUGCUGGGAACUCAAAAGGCAACAAGCCACACACACAGAUGCUCAACAUUAAGACGUCUCACUGGCCAAAGGGACACGGUAAUGUACUGAGUCCCAGGCAGCGAGGGCGUUCCGCCCACAGCGCCGCCUCGUCAAAUUCAUGUUAUUCCUAAAACAACAUAGUGAAUAAAGUCAUAACAGCUUAACGGGAAAAACACCAAAGAGCAUGGCCCCAGACUGGGGUCUCUUCAAGUGCUGGAGCAACAAGGAACUAGCUAGACAAUGCCCACGGCUGGACGUUACCAGUGGUAGCCUCCAGGGGGAACCCUGCCAAUCCAGAGGAGACGCGCUCUCAGCUGGACAGGAUUACAUUUAAAGUGCCAUAGUUUAAGAGGCUAUCGCCAAGCUAAGCCUCCUGGCUGUGUCCCAACACAGCUGCUCCCUUCUGGAAAGUGACAGGGAACAGCAGGGACCAGAACUGCGAGUCACUUCCACCCCCAGCAGGGGUCAGCGUGACGCAAACCCCAUGGAAUCGAAAUCGUGUCGAGGAGCCAAAGCAGGUUGUUGCUCUUGGGAAGCGGGUGGCUCAAGUAACGAUGCUUGCAGGGCUGAGGAAGGGUUUUACUCUCGGCCGCUGCCCUGGAUAGCGCUGGGGCAGCAGAGGAGGAGUUCCUUGCUACAUUCCAGCCCCCUCCUGCACAGCAAACAAAACAACCCUGCUGCCACCAGCAGCGCUACAAACAGGUUGACAGUUGAAGCGGGUGCUUGCCUGCCACGCGGCCGUCACUCCUUAGCCCCCAGGUAGUUGGUGGACAGCAAGACCAUGCU